CUAGGUGUUCAAUUCAAAAUUAUAACAUGGAGCAGCAAGGGGACUACUCAAAUCCCACCUCACCAGGUUUUUCUGUUUCACAAAAUAGCGAGUCGCAGGUUCAAAUUCAAAGCAACAGUAUGUGGAGCGGACGUGUGAGUCCAGACCGUUCACCUGUGGAAGGUCCACAGAAGAGCAAUUUUGGGCCAGCUGCAAUGUCAAGUGAGGAACUAAAGAUCCGAGCCGAACUAGAAUGUGAAGUCGAAAGGGAUUUAGAAGAAGAGAUUAAAGAUGGGAUAUGCCAUCUUGCUCUUCGCCUACAUCGUCUGUAUCAACACCAAAAGGAAAUAGGUGCGAGACAUUCAUCAACCAAGGGUGCUGAAUUUCAAAACGAAGCAAGGGAUGUAACAUUUACUGAGGUGAAUAUAACGAUCCGGAUUGAAGGAGGAUCCAAAUUUGAAGUACAUGAAAGCAAGAAAGAAAUUUGCAACAAGGGUUACACCCAAAAUAAAAGAUUGGAAGAUAAGAAAGGUAAGAUGGGUCCCAGCACCAAGAAAUUUGAUUGGGAAAGGACACUCAGAUCAGGAACAAGCUCUGUGGCCAUUGUUAAGAAAGUCCCUGAUAAAGAUCGAGCGACAAAGACCGGCCAUGAUGUCCAUCGACAUGCCACAAAGGAUGGAAGAAACUUGAUUAACGGCUCAGAUCAAGGGAAGAGAAAAAUACGUAUGAAGCAUAACAAAUUACUUCAAUUGGAGUGGAGGAAUUGAGAGACAUCACACUGAAGAAUAAGUGCCCACUGAGGCUUGUGCAUACAUACUUCCCACCCUCCAAAGGUGGUAAUUAAAAAUGAAUUUGAAAAUGGGAAAUGCGUUGGGAUUCCAACCAGUUUUCUGACGGUGGGAUGUAGGUUUGCACAGUCCUUUACCUACAAUAAGUGAUAUGGUCUUGUUUUGUGGGCUCCAUGUGUGUGCAACAAAGCUUUGUUUCGUAGUUCGAAGAGAUUGGAAAUGCAUGCUUUCAUUAUAUAAUGAGAAAGAUAAUGUAAUAUUGCAAU
Molecule: messenger RNA, 1033 nt
Organism: Magnolia sinica
Lineage: Eukaryota; Viridiplantae; Streptophyta; Magnoliopsida; Magnoliales; Magnoliaceae
Exons: 3
Coding region: 27-746 (239 amino acids)
Source: RefSeq, a predicted model, not a curated record